This is a messenger RNA of Lindgomyces ingoldianus, 177 nucleotides long. RefSeq lists its product as uncharacterized. The record is from RefSeq and is a predicted model, not a curated record. The transcript is spliced from 2 exons. NCBI's taxonomy places the organism in Eukaryota, Fungi, Ascomycota, Dothideomycetes, Pleosporales, Lindgomycetaceae. Bases 1 to 177 code for a protein of 58 amino acids.
AUGCCUGGCCCUUCAACCCGCUCCCUCGAAAUGAUGGUCCUGCAAGCGCACCGUGCGAAGGGGGUUCGCUAUCCUAUUGCGACCCAAAAAGAUUGCUUCAAGACUUGGUAUUCGUAUGCACUAAGACGGGGAGAGGAGGUGAGACAUGCUGCACCCGGGGGAAGGACAUAUUUGUAA